AAAAAAACCAGCAACUCGUGUUAACAUGUUAAACUCAUUUAAUCUUUACAGUGAUGUAUGAGGUGCAUACUGUUAUUACCCCUAUCUUGAUGAUAGGGGCAGAGAGGCUAAGUAGUAUGCCUGAGAUCACGCAGCUACUGCAGGAGGCUCUCAGGAUUUGAAUCCACCUGGUCCCUCUGGCUCCAGCAUCUAUAUGCUUUUUUUUGUUGGUUUGCUCUUGUUGCCCAGGCUGGAGUGCAGUGGCACAAUUUCGGCUCACCACAACCUCCUCCUCCCGGGUUCAAGCGAUUCUCCUGCCUCAGCCUCCUGAGUAGCUGGGAUUACAGGCACUCACCACCACGCCAGGCUAAUUUUAUAUUUUCGGUAGAGACAGGGUUUCUCCAUGUUGGUCAGGCUGGUCUCGAACUCCCCACCUCAGGUGAUCCGCCUGCCUUGGCCUCCCAAAGUGCUGGGAUUACAGGCGUGAGCCACCGCGCCUGGCCAGCAUCUAUAUGUUAAACCCUACCCGCAACUGCCUCUGUCUUGGGGUCAGGGUUCUUGAACAGUCUGGGCCAGCCUGAGUUAGGAGUGGGAAGAGGAAGAGGAGGCACGCGCCCAAGUGUUCUUCCUGCCUGACUGAGUCCUCCAGCGCCUGUGAGGAAGGUGGGCACUGCUGUCACCCUGUUUCCCGGGAAGCCAGCAGGCCCAGGGAGAUACUGAGAUUUGCCAAAGGCUCACAGCGAGCAAGCAGCAGUGGGUGCUGGCCCCUCGACACCCAGCCUGGCACACACUGUCUCUGAGCAGACCUGGGAGAGGGCAUGUGAAACCCACCUGGCCAUGGCUGGAAGAGAAGUGGGGGAGUGGAAAUGAAAAGUAGGGACCGGGAGGAGCUGCCCACGUGCCCCUCCACAGUUCCAGGAUGGCGUUUUCAUGCUGGGAGUGAGCUUGCCCUGUGCCAGGCUGUCAUCGAGGCAUUUUCCAUUCAACAACUGUUUCUCAGACAAGGUGCAGGCAGGUUAGCUCUCCCAGGCCACUCAAGUAGUAAGGAAAUAGAUUUAAACCCUGACAGUUUGGCUCCGCAGCUGAGGCCCAAAGAGGGGUGGUGACAAGCCCAGGGUCACACAGCCACAGUCCCAGAGCUAGGAACUGCUGGCUAGGGCAAGCAGAGCGCUGACUCCUAGCCAACUGGGGGUGGAGCAGAGGUGGAGCCAGGGAGACCCAGGUGGCCUCUCUAAGAGCGGAGCACAGGCGGCAGAGUGGCCCGGGGCAGCAUGAAGUGGAGCUGGGGCCCAGUGCUGCUCUUCGCGGGUGCCACGGUCCUCAUGGAGGGUAAGCCGCCGUGCGUGGGGGUAUGGGGGUGACCUGGUGGGGGCUCAGGAGCCAUCUCUGCCCCAGCAGUCCCUGCUCCUUGGUGGGGGGACUGCCUGUGGGCGACAGUCCACCAGUGGGGAUGUAACUCCGUGGGACUCUGUGGGGCGGUAUAUGUGGCCACCUGCGUCAACAUGGAUGAGAUUUUCUCGGGCCAGCUGCAGUUUGCGUUGGCGGGGCCUGUGGUCUUUGUGUGUGUGGUGCUGCCUGUGUGUGUCCUAUACCCGCCUCCCCCUCGACUUCCACAAUAACCUCAGGCAAACUCGGGGCUCCUCUGGCCUUAGUUUCCCUUUCUUUUCAUCCAUCCUCUGGGCAGCCUGGCUCAGCUGUCUCAUGGGGGUGCCUGUGUGCCUGUGAGGAGUGGCGGGCAGGGGCCCUCUCUCUGGCGAGCUCUCAGGCGGUUUCUGGGAAGGUGGGGAAGACUGAGUCUCUAGACCAGGGUGAGGUAAGUCCAUUUCUUGGGGCCCUCCUCCCUUGGAAAUGACGCAGGCCUCUAAUCCUUCUUUUAGGCCUCUGCUGCUGAGAGGACAAUUAAGCUAAUGCUCUCCACACACACAGAGGCCGCCUCCCUGACUCAGUGGCGGGGGCAGGACUUGGGGGUUCUGAAGCCUGGAGGAGGGUUGGCCUACUCCCAAGCUGAACCUCAAGCCCCGGAGUGCUGAGCACAGCUGAAGGAGAAUUAAUUACUGAGUGUGAAUGCUGAAUAGGUUCCAAUAAAAGCUGUCUUGACCUCAUAUAAAUAUUUUCAUUCUGGGAGGGGCUGGUGAGGUAAUCAGAGUCACAAGCAAGGACCCUGGGCCCGCCCCCCAGCCCAUUCCCUCUCCUCCCCAAAGCUAGGCAGGCCUGGAGUCUCACCUGUGUCUCUCUCUUCCCAGGUCUUCAAGCCGCUCAGCGUGGUAAGGUCUGGGGAUGCGGUGCCUGGGCCUUACUUGGGUCUGGGUCGGGACUGGGGUGAGGUCAGGACAGGGAUCUGCUGUCAUUGUGACCCAACCCUCUCCACAGCCUGUGGACAGCGUGGCCCCGGUCCCCCCAAGCCUCAGGAGGGCAACACAGUCCCCGGCGAGUGGCCCUGGCAGGCCAGUGUGAGGAGGCAGGGAGCCCACAUCUGCAGCGGCUCCCUGGUGGCGGACACCUGGGUCCUCACCGCUGCCCACUGCUUUGAAAAGGCAGCAGCGAUAGAACUGAACUCCUGGUCAGUGGUCCUGGGUUCUCUGCAGCGUGAGGGACUCAGCCCUGGGGCCGAAGAGGUGGGGGUGGCUGCCCUGCAGUUGCCCAGGGCCUAUAACCACUAUAGCCAGGGCUCAGACCUGGCCCUGCUGCGGCUCACCCACCCCAUGAGCCACACACCCCUCUGCCUGCCCCAGCCUGCCCAUCGCUUCCCCUUUGGAGCCUCCUGCUGGGCCACUGGCUGGGAUCAGGACACCAGUGAUGCUCCUGGGACCCUACGGAAUCUGCGCCUGCGUCUCAUCAGUCGCCCCACAUGUAACUGCAUCUAUAACCAGCUGCACCAGCGACACCUGUCCAACCCGGCCCGGCCUGGGAUGCUAUGUGGGGGCCCCCAGCCUGGGGUGCAGGGGCCCUGUCAGGGAGAUUCUGGGGGCCCUGUGCUGUGCCUCGAGCCCGAUGGACACUGGGUUCAGGCUGGCAUCAUCAGCUUUGCAUCAAGCUGUGCCCGGGAGGACGCUCCUGUGCUGCUGACCAACACAGCUGCUCACAGUUCCUGGUUGCAGUCUCGAGUUCAGGGGGCGGCUUUCCUGGCCCAGAGCCCAGAGACCCCAGAGAUGAGUGACGAGGACAGCUGUGUAGCCUGUGGAUCCUUGAGGACAGCAGGUCCUCAGGCAGGAGCACCCUCCCCAUGGCCCUGGGAUGCCAGACUGAUGCACCAGGGGCAGCUGGCCUGUGGCGGAGCCCUGGUGUCAGAGGAGGCGGUGCUGACUGCUGCCCACUGCUUCAUCGGGCGCCAGGCCCCAGAGGAAUGGAGCGUAGGGCUGGGGACCAGACCGGAGGAGUGGGGCCUGAAGCAGCUCAUCCUGCAUGGGGCCUACACCCACCCCGAGGGGGGCUACGACGUGGCCCUCCUGCUGCUGGCCCAGCCUGUGACACUGGGUGCCAGCCUGCGGCCCCUCUGCCUGCCCUAUGCUGACCACCACCUGCCUGACGGGGAGCGCGGCUGGGUCCUGGGACGGGCCCGCCCAGGAGCAGGCAUCAGCUCCCCCCAGACAGUGCCUGUGACCCUCCUGGGGCCUAGGGCCUGCAGCCGGCUGCAUACAGCUCCUGGGGGUGACGGCAGCACUAUUCUGCCGGGGAUGGUGUGUACCAGUGCUGUGGGUGAGCUGCCCAGCUGUGAGGGCCUGUCUGGGGCACCACUGGUGCAUGAGGUGAGGGGCACGUGGUUCCUGGCCGGGCUGCACAGCUUCGGAGAUGCUUGCCAAGGCCCCGCCAGGCCGGCGGUCUUCACUGCGCUCCCUGCCUACGAGGACUGGGUCAGCAGUUUGGACUGGCAAGUCUACUUCGCCGAGGAGCCAGAGCCCGAGGCUGAGUCUGGAAGCUGCCUGGCCAACAUGAGUAUGUGGCCCCGGGACCUCCUGCCAAACCCUGCCUCUCCAGGACCCUUCUCUCUCCAGUGAGGGGGCCAACCAGCCAGCUGCUGACAGGGGACCUGGCCAUUCUCAGGACAAGAGAAUGCAGACAGGCAAACAGCAUUACUGCCCCUGCCCUCCCCACCUUGCCGUGUGUGAUUCCAGGCACCAGGGCAGGCCCAGAAGCCCAGCAGCUGUGGGAAGGAACCUGCCCGGGGCCACAGGUGCCCACUCCCCACCCUGCAGGACAGCGGUGUCUGUGGACACUCCCACACCCAGCUCUGCUCCCACACAGGCGUCCCAGCUUUCCUCCUCCUUUACCCUUUCAGAUACAAUCACGCCAGCCACAUGUUUUGAAAAUUUCUUUUUUUGGGGGGCAGCAGUUUUCCUUUUUUUAAACUUAAAUAAAUUGUUACAAAAUAGACUUUA
Piliocolobus tephrosceles (Ugandan red Colobus) is the source of this 4355-nucleotide messenger RNA. RefSeq names its product serine protease 53 (gene PRSS53). Gene Ontology annotation, biological process: proteolysis. The coding region runs from base 2682 to 3974 and encodes 430 amino acids. The transcript is spliced from 9 exons. NCBI's taxonomy places the organism in Eukaryota, Metazoa, Chordata, Mammalia, Primates, Cercopithecidae. The record is from RefSeq and is a predicted model, not a curated record. Gene Ontology annotation, molecular function: serine-type endopeptidase activity.